UGGGAGGAGGAGCAGUUCACAUACCACAUAAAAACAAAGCCAAGGAAGAGAAAGAGCGGAUGUGCCUGGACUCUGCUGGGAACCUGAGCCAGGUCACUAUGAGCUGGAACCAAGUUGACAGCACCUAACAGCAAUUCCCUAAGGAAACCCCAUAACUAGCUCUGCAAGGAGAUUGGAAGCACUAAGCAACAGGAAAACACUCACCAGACUUGACUGGCAAUAGCUAAUGCCUAAAGUCCACAAGCCUUGUCCACAGCAGAAUCAAAAUCCACUUUCUUCCCAAUACCAUCCUGAAAAAGAAAUGAGUUCCCGUCAACGGCCACCGCCAUCAUUCCGCCCAGCACAAAAACAAAUCAUGUCUCCCCCAAACCAGCAGGCAGGAGAUGUCACCAUGCACUUCACUUCACUGAUGCUGAACGAACAGACCACCAGCAUGCCACCAGGAGAGAACAGGAGCCAGCCGCCACUAGGAGAAAAUAGGAGACAGCCGCCACCAGGAGAGAACAGGAGCCAGCCGCCACCAGGAGAGAACAGGAGCCAGCCACCACUAGCAGAGAAUAGGAGACAGCCGCCACCAGGAGAGAACAGGAGCCAGCUGCCACCAGGAGAGAACAGGAGCCAGCCACCACCAGGAGAGAAUAUGAGACAGCCACCACCAGGAGAGAAUAUGAGACAGCCACCACCAGGAGAGAACAGGAGCCAGCCGUGGGCAAAGUGGACCAAGAGCAUCCUGCACAGCCAGUACGAGGAGAAGGUGCGCCCCUGCAUCGACCUCAUCGACUCCCUGCGGGCCCUGGGCGUGGAACAGGACGUGGCACUGCCCGCCAUCGCUGUCAUUGGGGACCAGAGCUCCGGGAAGAGCUCGGUACUGGAGGCUCUGUCGGGCGUCGCCCUGCCCAGGGGCAGCGGUAUUACCACCAGGUGUCCUCUGGUGCUGAAAUUGAAAAGGCAGCCGUGUGAGUAUGAGUGGAGGGGAAAACUCAGUUAUCGAGACAAGGAACUCCACCUGCACAGCCCGGAGGAGGUGGAACAGGUUAUACACAAAGCCCAGAAUGCCAUCGCUGGUCAUGGUGUGAGCAUUAGUCACGAGCUCAUUCAUCUGGAGAUCACCUCCCCGGAGGUUCCAGACCUGACCCUCAUUGAUCUUCCUGGCAUCGCCAGGGUGGCCAUGGGAAAUCAGCCCCAGGACAUCGGACUACAGAUCAAGUCGCUCAUCACAAAAUACAUCGAAAGACAGCAGACAAUCAACUUGGUGGUGGUGCCCUGUAACGUGGACAUCGCGACCACGGAGGCACUCAACAUGGCUAAGGAAGUGGACCCUGAUGGAGACAGGACCAUAGGGAUCCUGACCAAACCAGAUCUAGUGGACAAGGGAGCGGAAACAGGUAUCCUGAACGUGGUGCGGAACCUCACGUACCACCUCAAGAAGGGCUACAUGAUUGUGAGGUGCCGGGGCCAGCAGGAGAUCACCGACAAGCUGAGCUUGGCAGAGGCCACUAAGAGGGAAAUAAACUUCUUCCAAACACAUCCGAAUUUCAGAGUCCUCCUGGAGGAAGGAAGGGCCACGGUGCCCUGUCUGGCCGAGAGACUGACCACGGAGCUCAUGGUGCACAUCAAAAAAUCACUCCCAUUAUUAGGACAGCAAAUCCAGGAGAGCCACCAGAGGGCGACAGAGGAGCUGCGUCAUUAUGGCACCGAGGUCCCAGACAAGGAAACAGAUAAAAUGUUCUUUCUGAUUGAGAAAGUCAAGGUGUUCAAUCGAGAUGUCGAAAAACUAGUAGAAGGAGAAGAAGCUGUCAAGGAGAAUGAGACACGAUUAUAUAACAAAAUCAGAAUGGAGUUUAAAACCUGGAAUCAUGUACUGGCAGCCAAUACCCAAAAAGUGAAAAAUAUAGUUCAUGAAGAAGUCUCAAAAUAUGAGAAUCAGUACCGGGGCAAAGAGCUUCCUGGAUUUAUCAGCUACCAGACGUUUGUGGCCAUUGUGCGACAGUAUACCCAACAGCUGGUAGGCCCAGCCCUGAACAUGCUCCAGAAAGUUACUGAAAUUGUCCAGCAGGCUUUCAUUGCUCAGGCCAAAACCAAUUUCAGAGAAUUUCCCAACCUGAAUCAAACAGCCCAGGAGAUGAUCGAAAACAUAAAAAUGAGACAAGUAGAGGCAGCAGAAAAUCUGGUCCAGCUUCAGUUCAGAAUGGAGCAGCUGGUUUUUUGUCAAGAUGAGCUUUACUGUGCGAUUCUGAAGGAAGUCCGAAAACAGACGUCUAACCCACUGGAAAAUAAUCCACAGCUUUUUCAGAGGAAUCAGUUGAAUGUUUUUGGUGCCAGCGUAACGGAUCCUUCAACUUCCUCUAUUACUGAAAUCGGUGUACACCUGAAUGCGUAUUUCACGGAAACCAGCAGGCGUCUUGCCAACCAGAUCCCGCUCAUAAUUCAGUUCUUCCUGCUCCAAGAGAAUAGCGACUGCCUGCAGAAGUCCAUGAUGCACGUAUUACAGGAAAAAGAGGGCUACUCCUGGCUGCUGCAGGAGCAAACGGAGACGGCCGCCAAGAGGAGGCUCCUUAAGGAGCGGAUCUACCGGCUGACGCAGGCGCGGUGCACGCUCCGUCAGUUCUCCACUUAGAGGAGACAGCCCGCUGGAGGGCGAUGGUGCUCUUGGGUGCUAUCCUUCUGUGCGCGUCCCUUGCAAGCAGAGCUGGUGCCAGAAGCUGCUUUACGCUGAGGGCCAGACUCUUCUGGUGCCGGCUGCAUCCAUCUUCUCUGUGCUCUACACACAUCAGAACGCUUCUCUGAGUUCACCCUGGCAGGAGACCCAUGUACUCAGCUGUCACCUCCUCCAGGAAGUCUUCCCUGACCACCAUGAAGAGGUGGGUGGUCCUGACCUUGGGCCCCCAUAGCACUCAAUUAUGGCAUUCUCGAGUACAACAGUAAUUCUUUGUCUUUUUCCCCCAUCGGAUAAUGAGACCCUGCAGAGGGCAAGGAUAAUAUAUUCCUCUUUUGUAUUUCCAGACUCUAAGAGGCACCUGGCACAUUAAAAAAAAAAAAAAAAGGAUUCCCUUGGAGUCGACGCCGACUCAUGGCAAUCUCAUGUGUGUCAGAGUAAAACUGUGCUCCACAGAGUUUUCAUGGCUGUGACCUUUUGGAAGCAGAUUGCCAGGCCUUUUUUCUGAGGUGCCUCUGGCUGAAUCCAAACCACCAACCUUUCACCUAGCACGUGUAACUUCUUAAUCAAUGCUAUACCUAGAAAGAGUGAGUGUUGCUGAGUGAUGGAGGUGACCCAAGGCUGUCGCUUCGACCCUGACUUUGGUUGUUCAAAAAAGGUCAGUGGUUUGAAUCUACCAGCCACUCCUUAGAAAUAUCCUUGGGGCAGUUCUACUCUGUCCUUUGGGGUUGCUGUGAGUCCGAAUCACCUCUAUGGCAAUGAGUUUGAGUUGGUUUAUCAGGAGUGGGAGGGAGGGAGAAAGAGGAAGGAGUUUGUGUCAAUGGUGGUGGAAUGGUUUGGAAAAAGAUAGCAAGAAUGGUUGCACAACUUGAAGAAUGUAAUCAGUGUCACUGAACUGUCCGUGUAGAAACUGCUGGAUUGGAGUGUGUUUUCUUAUGUAUAUUUUCGCCACAGUAAACAAUAAUAAUAAAGAGAGAGAGAGCUUCUCACCAGUGAUCAUCUCUAGACUGGAGGGUUGUAGGUGAUUUUAUUUUCUUCAUGCUUUUCUGUAUUUUCCAAGCAAUGAGUAUGAAUUACUUAAUAAAAAGGCAAUACAAUACAUAUUCUUAAAGCGAUUAAUAUCUGUAUUGAGGUCACUGUUGGUUCAGUGGUAGAAUUCUUGCCUCCCAUGUGGGAGACUUGAGUUCCAUUCCAAAUCAAUGCACCCGUCUGUACAUGGAGGCUUGUCUGUGGCUAUGAA
Messenger RNA from Loxodonta africana (African savanna elephant), 3896 nucleotides. RefSeq names its product interferon-induced GTP-binding protein Mx2. Gene Ontology annotation, cellular component: nucleus; cytoplasm; microtubule. Gene Ontology annotation, molecular function: GTP binding; microtubule binding; GTPase activity. The transcript is spliced from 15 exons. The record is from RefSeq and is a predicted model, not a curated record. Gene Ontology annotation, biological process: defense response to virus. Lineage: Eukaryota; Metazoa; Chordata; Mammalia; Proboscidea; Elephantidae. Bases 227 to 2617 code for a protein of 796 amino acids.